GACACUUGGGCACUGGACACUCCUUUUGCUUCACGUGCACAUACCAAUUGGCAAACACACCGCGACACAGCUCUCUCCCUCUCCAUUUUGUACCACCGAUGGUCCAGAUGGACGCUCUUCAACUCCCGGAUUCUUCCGGGGGUAUGGCGAUGCUGGGGUUUACCGCACUGGGCGCGCUGGUGCUCAUGUACCUCAUGUUCCAACCCGCACGGGCGCCAGCAACGGACGAUGACGAGUCGGCUGCGGAUCGGCCGCCACCUCCAAGGAACUUCACCAUCGAACAACUGCAUGAGUUCGAUGGUCGUGACGAGGCUACUCCCGCCUACGUGGCCCUAAGGGGCGAAGUGUUCGACGUCAGCUCCAAACCGGAGCACUACAAGGUAGGGGGCGGUUACCACCUCUUCGCAGGGCACGACGCCUCCUACAGCCUCGCCACGGGAUCGCUCGACCCGGCCGAUCUCGAGAAGAGCUGGUCAGAGCUGAACGUGAUGGAGAACGAAUCUCUGGACGGGUGGGUGGAGAAAUACAAGAACUUCUCCGAGUACCCCGUCGUUGGAAAGGUCGUGACGCCUCCGGCACAACCGCGAGAAUUUUCUUUGGAAGAGCUGCGGCCGUUCGAUGGGACCAGCGACAUCCCAGAGGGUUAUGCCGCACCUCCCAUCUACGUGGGAGUGAGGGGAAAGGUGUAUGAUAUGUCCUACGGGGGGGCAGAAAUGUACGGUCCCGGUAAAUCUUACAACCUCUUCGCCGGGAGAGAUGCGUCCGUGGCACUAGCAAAGAUGUCGUUCGCCCCAGAGCACCUCGACAACCCAGACAUGAGCACUUUGAGCAAGGAGGACAUGACGGUGCUGCAGGACUGGGCAUCGAAGAUGGAAAAGAAGUAUCCGGUCAUCGGCACCAUCGCCAACAGUGCACCGUAG
Molecule: messenger RNA, 920 nt
Organism: Ectocarpus siliculosus
Lineage: Eukaryota; Phaeophyceae; Ectocarpales; Ectocarpaceae
Source: the annotation of a GenBank genome assembly